This is a messenger RNA of Lachnellula hyalina, 1557 nucleotides long. RefSeq names its product PKS-NRPS hybrid synthetase. The coding region runs from base 1 to 1557 and encodes 518 amino acids. The record is from RefSeq and is a predicted model, not a curated record. NCBI's taxonomy places the organism in Eukaryota, Fungi, Ascomycota, Leotiomycetes, Helotiales, Lachnaceae. Gene Ontology annotation, biological process: thymine catabolic process; L-valine catabolic process. Gene Ontology annotation, molecular function: methylmalonate-semialdehyde dehydrogenase (acylating, NAD+) activity; malonate-semialdehyde dehydrogenase (acetylating, [NAD(P)+]) activity. The transcript has 2 exons.
AUGUCGUUGACUCCGCAAGACAAUUCGAGGUCAACCUUCUCGCAAUCACAACCGCCGCGCAACGCAUUUCAAGCUCAGCCAAAUCUGCCAGCCCCCUUACCGUCGCAACAACAGCAGCAGCAGCAACAACAACAACAGCAGCAGCGUGCUUCCUUUCCUCGUCCAACCCAAGGAGGCAUUCGCCCGCAGCACAAAUCUCCAUAUACUACACCCUAUACCCCGGCCAAUGUCCAGGGUCAAGCAGGAGCUCCCCGGCAGAAUGGCGUUCAGAAUGGAGGCCUUGGUGUCUCUGCAGAGCAGCAAAUCGCCCAAGGUGUCUUGAGUAACCCGUCAUCAGCCUCCGGAUCCAACACCCCGCAGCGAAGACCUCCCCCGCUAGGCACAACAAUUCAUAUGCCUCCCCAUGGCACUCCACAGAACCCACCGAUGAACAUCCAAACCGUCCAGAACCAAUCUAUGAGCGUCAAUCAUGCUAUGAACCCUACGUCAUCUAUGAACCAGAAUCAAAGAUCUCAAAAUGGGUCUCCGCUACUUUCGGGCAUGGGAGCUCAGCGACCGGUCAUGAAUGCUUCCCCAGCCAGCUCCUCCAUGUCUCGAACUCAAGAUGGUUCUCCACACGAUACGCAAGAUCUCUCUAUGAUUGAUCCUCAGCUAGCUAUUGAUCAGCAGCUUACGGCCGACCCCGACGAUUCCAUGAAUGAUUCGAUGCUCGUCCAGCAACCAAGCGAGGACACCCCGCCAAUUAUUCAAGGUGACAUGCUUUCAGCUCCACCUGGAGGUAGCUAUCCAACAUUCGAUGCACUGUUCGCACAUGCUCAAUCUCAUGCUCUCGCUCACGGUUAUGCAUUUGUCAUCGGAAGAUCUAAGCGGGAUAAUCGAGGUUUGAAGAAGGUCUUCUUAAUCUGCGAUCGAGGUGGAACAAACAAGGAGAAGGUCCCAGGCGAGCAGCGUCAACGAAAGACCAAGUCCCGGAAGUGUGGUUGCGAGUUUGGAGUUUUCGGUUUAGAGACUAAGACGGCUUGGAUCUUGAGAGGACGAAUCGACGGCGAGCACUUAACGCACAACCAUCCUCCCAGUGAGAGUCCUACAGAGCAUCCAGGAGCACGCAAACUUGAUCCAAAGGCUAUUGCUGCUGUGAAGGCUCUUGAAGAAAAUGGCGUCUCCGUAAAAGAAACCCUCGAAAUCCUGCACCGCGAGAAUCCCACGGUACGCUACCUUCCCCGCGAUAUUUACAAUGCACGCGCAGCCAUCAAGCGCGACCCCUCCCGCGUCGAAGCCACUGCCAUGGAACAGCUCCCCACGUUCUACAAGAAGCCACCCAUGACAUUCGAAGAGAAGCUUCGCGCAGAACUUAGGACCGAAGUAGCGAACGCACAAGCAGAGAUCGAGAAGACAAAGGAGGAAAGCCGGAAGGAGAUUGAAGAUUUAAAGGAGCAGUUGAGGGACAAGGAUAAGAUGAUUCGGAAGUUUGAGAUGUUUAUUGAUAUUUGUAAUGAGAGGGUUAUGGUGCAGAGGGUGAGGUUGGAGGGGGAGCCGAGUGAUAGUGUUCCUAGCUAG